Messenger RNA from Arctia plantaginis, 1524 nucleotides. The record is from the annotation of a GenBank genome assembly. NCBI's taxonomy places the organism in Eukaryota, Metazoa, Arthropoda, Insecta, Lepidoptera, Erebidae.
AUGAAGGUCCUGGUGAUACUAAGUUUGAUGACUGUGGCCUCUCACGGCCUCUCAGUGAAACACCAGAGAAGUUUCGCUGCCGACUUCGUGUUCGGCUGUGCCACGGCUUCGUACCAAGUUGAGGGUGCAUGGAAUGAAGAUGGUAAAGGUGAGAAUAUUUGGGACCAUAUGACCCACAACAAACCAACGGUAAUUAAGGACCUCAGCAACGGUGAUAUCGCUGCUGACUCCUAUCACAAUUAUAAGCGAGAUGUUGAGAUCAUGAGGGAGUUAGGCCUCGACGCCUACCGUUUUUCACUCUCAUGGUCUAGAAUUCUUCCUACGGGUUUCGCUAGCGAAAUUAACCCUGCAGCAAUCGAAUAUUACAACAAUUUAAUUAAUGAGAUGCUAAAAUACGACAUCAAGCCCAUGGCUACCUUAUACCAUUGGGAUCUUCCACAAAAACUACAGGAACUCGGAGGUUUCGCGAACCCUUUAAUAGCUGAAUGGUUUGAAGAUUAUGCAAGAGUUGCGUACGAACACUUCGGCGAUAGGGUCAAGUUUUGGAUCACAAUUAAUGAGCCUAAAGAGAUCUGUCACCAGGGGUAUGGCUCCACUACUAUGGCUCCUAUUCUGAAUUCAACUGCCUUCGGUACCUACUUGUGCGCUAAACACCUGCUGCUUGCUCACGCCAAUGCAUACCAUGCGUACAAUAAUGACUUCAGGCCGACUCAGGGUGGUGAGUGCGGUAUCACCUUCGCCGUCAGCUGGUAUGAUGCCCUAACGGAUUCUGAUGAAGAUAAAUUUGCUGCUGAAUUAAAGAAACAGGGUGAUUACGGAUUGUACUCCGACCCGAUUUUCUCUGAGGAGGGAGGAUAUCCUACAGAUAUUGCCAAAAGAAUUGCUGAGAAAAGCGCUCAACAAGGCUUCUCGAAGUCACGUCUGCCAGAAUUCACAGAAGAAGAGAAGGCCUGGGUCCGAGGUACCUCAGAUUUUUACGGUGUUAAUCAUUACACUGCUAAAUUGAUUUCAGCAACCGAACACAAAGAACUAAAUGAUGUUCCAUCAUAUGAAGAUGAUCUAGAUAUUGGGACUUUUGUUCCUGAAGAGUGGCAAAAAUCAGGAGCCGACUGGUUAAUGAUGGCGCCCAAAAGCCUGUAUAACUGUCUAAUGGAUGUACACGAGAGAUACAACGCUCCAGUCCUUUAUGUCACUGAGAACGGUUGGGCUGAUUCUCUUGAGGUUGGCUUGUCGGAUGACCUUAGAGUCGAAUAUUACAGGGCCGCACUAGAAGAUGUAUUAGACGCCAUUGACGCUGGAGUCAAUCUUAAGGGAUAUUUGGCGUGGAGUUUGAUAGACAACUUUGAGUGGAUGUCAGGAUACUCACAACGCUUUGGCCUUUACUACGUAGACUACGAAGAUCCAGCGCGUACUCGCACUGCCAAGAAGUCAGCGUUCGUAUACAAGCACAUCGUCAAGAACCGCUACAUCGACUACGACUAUGAACCCGAGUCCAUGACUAUGACUAUUGAUGAGGGACAUUAA